Chenopodium quinoa (quinoa) is the source of this 1381-nucleotide messenger RNA. RefSeq names its product G patch domain-containing protein 8-like. The record is from RefSeq and is a predicted model, not a curated record. NCBI's taxonomy places the organism in Eukaryota, Viridiplantae, Streptophyta, Magnoliopsida, Caryophyllales, Amaranthaceae. Gene Ontology annotation, molecular function: nucleic acid binding. The transcript is spliced from 8 exons. The coding region runs from base 204 to 1106 and encodes 300 amino acids.
CGUGCGAAUAAGAUGGAUAACACUCAUAACAGACUACAAAAAAUGAACAUUUUCUGAAACGCAGAGUUUGAACAAAUACACAGCGUCUAAGAGAGAGAUAACGAGCAAGACGUUGGUCGUUGCUCUUCUGGACAAGUUUGUUGGACAAUAAUCAUCAGAGGAGGAGUGAAUUUCUUUGUAUUUUGUUAUGCUACAGAUUCAAAAUGGAUCGUAGAUGGAAAUACAGUGCAGCAGAGUCAAGCAUGCGAGACAAAAAACACGAUAGGGAAGAGGAUUUAUAUGGUGAUGAUUUCCGCGAAGACUUUCGCUUGCCAAUCAACCACAGGCCUACUGAGAAUGUUGAUUUAGAUAAUGUUGAACAAGCAUCAGAGGACAGGAAAAUGUCAUCAUCUAAUAUCGGAUUCAAGCUUCUUCAGAAAAUGGGAUGGAAAGGAAAGGGACUGGGAAAGGAUGAGCAGGGUAUAACCGAGCCAAUAAAAUCAGGUAUGAGAGAUCCAAAGCUAGGGAUUGGAAAGCAAGAAGAAGAUGAUUACUUUACGGCAGAAGAAAAUAUACAACGCAAAAAGCUUGAAAUUGAGGUGGAGGAAACAGAAGAAGUUGCAAGAAAGAGAGAGGUGUUGGCAGAACGGGAGCAGAAAAUUCAGACUGAGGUGAAGGAAAUACACAAAGUAUUUUUCUGUGAUCUGUGUAACAAACAAUACAAGUUGGCUAUGGAAUUUGAAGCUCACCUGAGCUCCUAUGAUCACAACCACAGAAAGCGCUUCAAGGAGAUGAGAGAAAUGCAUGGUAGCAACCGUGAUGAUCGGCUGAAGCGAGAACAGCUACGACAAGAGAAGGAGAUGGCCAAGUUUGCCCAAAUUGCUGAUGCUCGCAAGCAGCAGCAAACACAAGAGCAAGAGCAAGAGCAAGAGCAAGAGCAAGAGCAGUCUGGAAGUACUCCAACAAAAGCUGGUACUGCACCUGUCGAUAUUGAUCAGAGGAAAGCAUUGAAGUUUGGCUUUUCCGCCAAAGGUGGCACAUCUAAAAGCUCAUUCAGUGUUGCUGCUAAGAAGCCAAAAGUACCAGUGGCCUCUAUCUUUGGCAAUGACAGUGAUGAAGAGUCCUGAUGAUUAUAUAUUGCAGUGGAGCAAAUACAUGGCUGUCUGAAUGAUGCAUCAGAUAACAUUUUCCCCGCUUGUUUCAGUUUUUUCUUUUCCGUUGUUUGGGAUUUAGAAUACAUGUGUGAGAAUUUAGAAAAUCAUCAGUGAUUGUUAUUUUGCAGUUUCAAUUGUUGUCGACUUCACCAUAUUAUGUGCCUUUUCUUAUAUCCAUAGUUGUUGCUGAGCCUCUUUCUAGAUUGUUUUGCAUCAAAUUUACGAGUCCCUUUGUUCAAGAUAUUCCA